Messenger RNA from Dentiscutata heterogama, 757 nucleotides. Lineage: Eukaryota; Fungi; Glomeromycota; Glomeromycetes; Diversisporales; Gigasporaceae. The record is from the annotation of a GenBank genome assembly.
AAAAUAUAAGUAAAAUAGGUGUUAAUGAUUUGUCUUGUGAUGACCCGUUAAUUAAUGGUGUAAUCGAUUUGGGCUCCGACCGGUAUCAAUCAGUGGAAGACGACCUUGCUGUUCUUUUAGGUGAAAAAAAUUCUAUAAAAAGGCUGGGUAAGGAUGCUUCAAUAAGGAAAGUAUGUUCUGAAUUUGUGGCAAAUAGAGAUAGUUUUUUCCAGCAACUUUAUAGAUUAGUAUUGUUGCAUUCUGAGGAGGUAGUGCACGAUCGCUGGGUUGAGCAGGAGAGUGCUAGGGAAGUAGUUAUGAAAGACAUUACUGAUGUUCUUUUACAAAAAAUAAAAUCAAAGGUGCUUAGUAAAGUUACAUACGGGUCAGAAAAUACGUUAGUAGAGGCUGUAGCGCAUUUAAUUGAAGCAUCCUUGCACCGGUUACCAAUUGAGUAUGAAGUGGAAGUAACCAGAAAUGAACGGCAAAGUAAUAAGCAGAAAGAGAUAGUAUACAUAGAGAGUGGAAAAUGGAAUUGUAAUGACAAAAAGAGACGGGAAAAUCAUAAUAAGUUGGUAAAGCUUUGUUUAUGUGGAUACGAAGAGAUGGGAAAGAAAGCUAUUAAAGAUCAGUUGCACAGGCACUAUAUUGCAUUUGGAAUAAAUAUUGCCGGUGAUCGUUUCAUACUCCAUGGUCUAUUAAACGAAAAUGGUAUUAAAUAUUAUUGCCCUAUUGCUGAAGCGAUCAUUCCAUUUCAUAAUGAAUCAAUUGAUAAUUU